Messenger RNA from Alternaria novae-zelandiae, 1740 nucleotides. RefSeq lists its product as uncharacterized. The record is from RefSeq and is a predicted model, not a curated record. The transcript has 3 exons. Bases 1 to 1740 code for a protein of 579 amino acids. Lineage: Eukaryota; Fungi; Ascomycota; Dothideomycetes; Pleosporales; Pleosporaceae.
AUGGGCUUGACCAUCAUCACCGUGCUCUCGAAGAUCGCAUCUGCAGCGCUCAUCCUACCCAUAUCGGAGGCCAUCGGCCAGCUAAAGUGGACAUGGUUCCACGGGAAGAACUCCAGAGAUCCUUUCGACUUCGAGAUCUUUGAUAAAGCAUCACGUGGCGCGUGGGGAUCCUUCAUGCUCUUAUGCCGCACCAAGGGCAAGUCGCUCGCUGCUCUGGGUGCACUCAUAACAGUCCUACUACUGGCGAUUGACACGUUCUUCCAGCAAGUGACAGAUCUUUCAGAGCGCUGGAAACUGCAGGGCGAAAGCUACAUUCCACGUGUCGUCCGAUAUGAGCCUAUCAUGGAGUUCCUCUACGACACAAGUUUUGACAACAACAAUCCAUCGUCGAUAGUGAAUACCGAUCUUAAAACAGCGUUGGCCCCCUUCUUCUACGACAAGAACGGCACUUCGCCCCUUAAGAUUGGAAACGCUACCCAGGCCCAGAUACCACUGGGAUGCCCUACCAGCAAUUGCGAGUGGCCGCCUUACGAGACUUUGGCGGUUUGUAGCGCUUGUGAGGACAUAUCGCAUCUGCUCGAGUACGCUUGUCUCAACAUGGGAAUGGACUGGAUCAAGAAUUCGACUGGCCCUAAAAGGAAAGAACCCUAUCCUAUAGGCACUGCUUGCGGCUACUUCCUAAACGCUACCAGUGAAGACCCCGUCCUCAUGUCAGGCUUUCGCGUUGAGAAUGGCACCGACUCGUUGCAUGGAGAGACCCUCCUCAUGCGAACACUACCGCUAGUUACGAACCCUUCCAGGCAUUCACUCUACGGGGGGACCAUAAACUUCAAACACAUACAGUACCCUAUAUUGGACGCGCUGAUCGUCAGUUCUUUUGACGGUACUGCGGACAGCGUUCAUGCGAAGAAACCUCCAGUCGCCCAAGAGUGUAUGCUGUCAUGGUGCGUCGAAACGCUUCACUCGUCGUAUGCGUCGGGAGACUAUAAGGAACAAGUGGUCGAUACCUUUAUGAAUACUACGAGUGCGGAAUGGCCAUGGUGGUCUUAUGACAUCUACGAGCAGCAGACGACCUUUACCGAGUUCCGAUCAAACAUCAGCAUACAUCCCCCAUCUCAAGACAACAGCGCCAUCCCUUUCGGUGUUUCGAACGACACAGUUAUCGACCUAGCUCUCAUUCUCGACGAGAUAUUCCCUUCCUUCAUCACAGUCGCCAACGCGACAGCGCCGCCCUUUGUGAAGAUCAGGACUGCCGCUAUCGAUAACGUCUUUUCCCGUCUUGUUCGCUUCAGCCCUUGGCUCGCUCCCAAUAAUGUCACCCUUCACAUGCAAAAAAUGGCCCGGACACUCACCAACGUAAUGCGGUCAGACAUAAAUUCUAAUGAACUUGUCGUUGGGGACGCGCGGGUCUUGGAGACGUAUGUCGCAGUUCAUUGGCCGUGGCUCAUCUUUCCUUUGAUCAUGUUACUCUUGAGCAUUGUUUUCCUGGUCGCCACCAUGCUGAAGACUUCCAGCGUUGAUCACGGCGACAUCGGCAUGUGGAAGACUUCGGCAAUGCCGACAUUGAUGUAUGGUCUGCCACAAGACAUGCAGAAGGACGUUAUCUCCUCCUCCACAAGGUCUGGAGGAGGAUCUGACAAAGGUUCUCGCAAAGUACGGAUUAAACUCUUGCCAAAGCAAGGCUGGAGAGUAUCUGGGCAUGUACAUUCAGCGGCGAAGGCCCCUCCGGGUUUCAUAUAG